AACGUCUGUUCUUUCCUUCGAGUAAGUAGAAAAAUGCAUCGAGAAAAUCAAACCAUCGUCUCUGAAUUCCUCCUGCUGGGACUCUCCAGUCAAGCUGAACAGCAGACUCUCCUUUUUGUGCUUUUCCUGGGUAUGUAUCUGGUCACCGUCCUUGGGAAUGGACUCAUCAUUCUGGCUAUCAGCUUGGAUUCGCACCUCCACACCCCUAUGUAUCUCUUCCUUGCCAACUUGUCCUUCGCCGAUAUUUCCUCCAUCUCUACCUCAGUCCCCAAAAUGUUGAUGAAUAUUCAGACCCAGAGUCAAUCCAUCUCCUAUGAAAGCUGCAUCACCCAGAUGUACUUCUCGAUUGUGUUUGUGGUCAUUGACAAUUUCCUCUUGGGAGUUAUGGCCUACGAUCGGUUUGUGGCUAUUUGCUACCCUCUCAACUACACGACCAUCAUGCAACCCAGACUCUGCAUUUUGCUCACAGUCGUCCCCUGGGUCCUCAGUAACAUGGUUGCCCUGACGCACACUCUUCUUCUCCUCCGCUUGCUCUUCUGUGACGGCAACGUCAUCCCACACUUCUUCUGUGACCUGGCACCGCUGCUCAAACUGUCCUGCUCAGACACGGUGAUCAAUGAGCUCAUGUUGUUUCUCGUGGGCACAUCCGUCAUCACCUUCCCCUUUGCUCUGAUCUUUUUCUCUUACAUCUGCAUUGUCAGGGCUGUCCUGAGAAUCUCAUCCACGGACGGAAAGUGGAAAGCCUUCUCUACCUGUGGCUCUCACCUGACAGUUGUGUUGCUUUUCUAUGGUACCAUUGUAGGGGUUUACUUCUUCCCCUCAUCCACCCACCCUGAGGAUACAAACAAGAUUGGUGCUGUGCUGUUCAUGGUGGUGACGCCAAUGAUGAACCCCUUUAUCUAUAGCCUGAGGAACAAGGACAUGAAAGGUACCCUGAGAAAAUUCACUGGUAGGAUCAGAUCCCUCCCUCUGAGGCCCUGGAUUUUUAAAUUCCUCUGA
Molecule: messenger RNA, 999 nt
Organism: Sorex araneus (European shrew)
Lineage: Eukaryota; Metazoa; Chordata; Mammalia; Eulipotyphla; Soricidae
Product: olfactory receptor 1S1-like
Exons: 1
Coding region: 34-999 (321 amino acids)
Biological process (GO): G protein-coupled receptor signaling pathway
Cellular component (GO): membrane
Molecular function (GO): olfactory receptor activity; G protein-coupled receptor activity
Source: RefSeq, a predicted model, not a curated record